AUAUCUUAUUUAACUGAUAACGUAAUUAGUUCACAGGAUUCAUCCAAUUUAAGGAAAAGAUCGGAGAGUGGAAAUCGCGAUCAAGUAAAUUCUUGCAUCGGUAAACCGAUGAAGUGGCCGAGUGGAAAGAAAAGCCAUUUCGAUUUUCACAAUGAAACUGAAAGCGCAAUGAACGAGCAAAUAAAUGUCGAAUCAAAAGCGUUUUAUUAUUAUUUGUCCAUGGCUGCAUAUUUCGGUCGCGUAGACGUUGCUUUACCGGGCUGCGAGUCAUUUUUUAUGCAGAUGCAUCAUGAGGAGCAUGAGCACGCGUUGAGAUUUCUGAAUUAUGUAAACAUGCGCGGCGGCGAAGUGCAUUUAUGUGCGAUCAUGCCAUCGGACGAUCAAGAUUGGAAAUGUCCAUUGCACGCAUUCAAAACGGCGUUACAAUUAGAAAUAGAAGUUGGUAAAUAUCUAGUCGCUGCAAAUGCUGUAGCGGAGAAACACGGCGAUCUAAACGCAAGUGAUUUCAUCAUUACUGGUUUCAUGGAGGAUCAGAUGAAAAGUGUGAAUCAAAUGGGGAGAUUAGUGACCAUGCUGUCUGGCAUUGGAGAUCAAGCAUUAGCUCGAUUCAUCUUUGAUAAAGAUUUGUUAGAGAACUACGUUAAACCUGACUAUAAUAUUCUAAAACAUAAGUCUCAGCCAAGAAAGCUAAACAAGUAGCGCAUACGUUGUUUCCUUGAAAUUGCUCCUGCAGUUAUAUCUCAAUUUAUUUAUCGUGCACACACUUUUUCAUAAUUUUAUUCUUAUUAUUUAGAUAAUACGAAAUUUACUA
This is a messenger RNA of Ooceraea biroi (clonal raider ant), 811 nucleotides long. Its product is annotated as ferritin, heavy subunit. Lineage: Eukaryota; Metazoa; Arthropoda; Insecta; Hymenoptera; Formicidae. The record is from RefSeq and is a predicted model, not a curated record. Gene Ontology annotation, molecular function: ferric iron binding; ferrous iron binding. Gene Ontology annotation, biological process: iron ion transport; intracellular iron ion homeostasis. Gene Ontology annotation, cellular component: cytoplasm.